ACAUGACUUCUUUUUUUGGCAGAUUAGAAUACCUAGAAUGGCAGGAGAACAGAAGCCGUCAUGCAAUCUCCUUGAGCAGUUUAUUUUACUAGCCAAAGGUACCAGUGGCUCAGCCCUGACUACUCUGAUAAGCCAAGUGCUAGAGGCUCCUGGUGUCUAUGUCUUUGGAGAGCUGCUGGAAUUACCAAAUGUACAAGAGCUUGCUGAAGGACCUAAUGCUGCUUAUUUCCAGUUGCUGAAUCUUUUUGCCUAUGGAACAUACCCAGAUUACGUAGGGAGCAACCACUUGCAUAGGACUUCAGAGCCAGCCCAUCUGAACGGUGAUACAUUUUGGUGUGAAGCGAACAAAGAUAACUUGCCUGAGCUAACAGGGGCCCAGAAGAACAAGCUGAAGCACUUGACUAUUGUAAGCUUGGCUGCCAGGAUGAAGUGCAUUCCUUACUCGGUGUUGCUGAAAGACCUGGACAUGAGGAAUUUGAGGGAGUUGGAAGACCUGAUCAUUGAAGCUGUCUAUACAGACAUCAUCCAGGGGAAGCUGGAUCAGCGCAACCAGGUGCUGGAGGUGGAUUUUUGCAUUGGCAGAGAUAUUCAGAAGAAGGACAUCAGUAACAUUAUGAAAACACUCCAAGAAUGGUGUGAUGGGUGUGAGGCCGUUCUCUUAGGAAUCGAACAGCAGGUGCUUAGAGCGAACCAGUACAAAGAAAACCACCACCGGACGCAGCAGCAGGUGGAGACAGAGGUGCCUAUCUCCAGCAGUAGCUGAAACGGAUGCUAGAGGGACAGCAUUGAACUCGAUAUCACUAGAAUGAUCUAUCCGCUAUUCAGCAUCCACCGUUAUCGGUUCAGAGACACCAGAGAAAACAUCUCCAACCGUUCUGUUCAGUAGCCAUUGAUAGAACUAUCACCCAUGAAUUUAUCCACUCGCUUUAUUUAUCCACCUGUUGGUGCUCAUUAGGUUACUCUCGGUGUCUAGUCUGAGGGACCAGCCACCCUCAGUUGCCUCCAAACCAAGUCCACCAUGGGGCAUUGGCAGUUACAGUUCCAGGCAGGACAUCUGCCCCUCAGUCGUGCUGUCGGAUAAAACUCAAGAGCAAUUAGUGUGUUCACACGUGAGCUUUGUAUCUGAUGAGCUCCUCCUGGGCCUCUGCAGGCGUUUCCAGUCUCUGCUCACAGAAGGGGCUUCCCCUCUUGCAGACGGUGGAAAAGGCAAGUGCUGAUUCUGUCUCUUCUC
Molecule: messenger RNA, 1231 nt
Organism: Alligator sinensis (Chinese alligator)
Lineage: Eukaryota; Metazoa; Chordata; Crocodylia; Alligatoridae
Gene: COPS7B
Product: COP9 signalosome subunit 7B
Exons: 7
Coding region: 38-763 (241 amino acids)
Biological process (GO): COP9 signalosome assembly
Cellular component (GO): COP9 signalosome
Source: RefSeq, a predicted model, not a curated record